ACGUUUAUUCAUGACUAUUUUUGGAUCUCACACCUUCUUGUUUUAUGGGAGUGUGUGUAUAGUUUGGGGAAAUUGCUAUCAGUGUUAUUAAUAGAUUUAUUAUUAAUUUGUUUGCAGAGUAAAAAAAUACAAUUCUUAAAGAAUAUAUGACAAAGAGGCCCAUAUAUUAUAUGUACAAACACACUUCUACAAAGAUAUACUCUGACAUACAUGAAUUCAAAGGAAGGAGCUUGUGCAGGAGCAGCAGGAAGCUAAAAUCUUACUUCUCCUCAAAACCCAAGACAAAACAAACUGAAUUAUGGUAAAAACAAAACAAUGAGGGAUCAUCUACUUUGCAUCACUGUUAACUAUUGUCCAAGGCAAAGUGUUUUAAUUCAUUAUACAGAGACUUAAAACUUGUAGGAGUCACAGUAUUUAAUUGUCAAACUGACAUUAUUGUUGUAUGUUAGUGCAGGUCAAAGUGAAUAAUGAAUAAAAAACUGUGCAAAGCAUUAUUACACAACAUUAUGAUAACUUUGACAAAGGUAAAAGCUGGCUUAACAUUCACUGGACAGAAUGAUCUCACCCUGAAUGUUGCAUUUUAUAUUGAAUGAAAUUAAACAAGUGACUGUAGAGAAACUACUUGGACAUGCAUAUAAAAAUGGUAAUUGGGAAUCAUUUGCAGUAAAUAGGCAAAAGCAGUAGAUUUGUUCUAUAAGAGCAAUGUUGCAUUUUAACACUGAUCAUCAGGCAACAUGCAAAGACAUUUCGUGACGUUAACUAACAAUACAGUUUUUUGCGAAUGCUUACACACGCAAAAUUUGGCCCAUUGUGUCAAAACUCAACACACAAGCCAAAUAAGACAAAACACUUGGAGCUGGACAUCUCACUUCUAUGUCAAACUGAAACACUGCAAACAAAACCUGACGAAGGGCACUUCUUUAACAAAACCAUACACACAUGCACCAUCUGAAUGACUCGCUCAAAGCAGCAACAACGGUGAUGAACUUAACACUAAACACUGCUGACCUCUCAUCGUUGUAUAUGUUGUUAAUUUUGUCAUACAGGCCUCACGCAACACAAAAAUAGAAAAUAUUCAGAAAACAGCUCAUUGUGUCGACUCAGGUUUAAGAGAACAGUUGGAUUUACAGGAUGUGCAGCUGCAUCAAAGUCCAGGAAUCAAACUUGUGUCAUCCCGCAGUUUAGAGCUAAUGUCAGGCUAACAGUAUAGCCUCAUAUUGUAACUUCCUAAAGCACUAACAAGUGAGAUUUUUGUUUUUAAAUUUCUCUGUAAUUUUUCAAACACAAGAAUCACAAUUCCUUGAACAUGAAAAAAUACUUUGGACUGCUAAAAACAGUUUUGUGAACUUAAAAUGGUUAAUGACUUCUUCCAUGGGCCUCUCCAUCACAAAUUGAUAAAACUGAUGACUCUUCAAAAGUAUGUGAUCACAUGACAAAUUAUGUCUAUGGUUUCCUAGAAACAAGGAGUGGCUCAACUUCCCCACAGGCUCAAACUAUGUUUUUCUGGCUUGAACUUAUUGAACAAACAGUGCUUUUACUAUAACCUCAUUAGUUAGUUGUAAAGUACCAUGAAGAGCUUUUGUUAGAACCUUGAUGGUCUAGAACUCUCAAUGAUAAUGUUCUGUGACAUCAUGACUGUAGAACUGACAUCAGAAUGUUCAAUGGAACCUGCACCUGCAGAGACUCUUCAUUUCCACCCUGCACACUGAACUGCACACUUGCUUCAACACAAACCCUUUGUAAACCAUUUGUAAAACAUAUCUACUGUAUAUCUUUGUCUCCUUGUUAUAUCGUGAACUGUUUCAUCAGAAACGCCUUCAGCUCUACAGCAGUUUCAAGUCCAACUUCAUCUGUGAAACACAAACUGCUCUUUGUCACUGUUAAGGCUCAUCUCAGAGCUGAGAUGAACCGACAAAGACACCAGUCCUUUGGGACACAGCAGUUUGGUGCUGCCCUGUACCUCCCCGCUCAUUACAGGCCGGCUACAGUGCCGCUGUACCCUGAGCAGCAAAAUGCUGUGGUACAGGGCCUCAGAGACGCCCUGCUCUCUGCUAUCAACGAGAUCAAGUCUCUAAAGGAGGAGAACAAGUCUCUGAAGGACAAAAUGGACCUUCAGCAAAGUGAAUGGAGGCAGGUGGAGAGCCAGCUCCAAGAGGAGGUCCGUCAGAAAGACCAGCUCCUCAAAAGCACCAUCAAGAAAAGGCAGGCUCGCACAAAGGCCCACAUUGACGUCCUGGCCCUGCUCGCUCAGAGGGAGGCUGAGCUGGAGAGCAGAGAGGAGGGGUGGAAGGCCAGGUGUGGAGCACUGGAGGUGAGCCUGCAGGAGCUGGUUCAGAGAAAGGAGGACUGGAGCAGGAGAGUGGUGGAGGCAGAGCUGGAGGAGACAAAGAUUAAAAACAAGGAGGAGCACAAGAGUCAGGAGGACAAAAUGAACAUGCAGCAAAGUGAAUGGAGGCAGGUGGAGAGCCAGCUACGAGAGGAGGUCCGUCAGAAAGACCAGCUCCUCAAAAGAACCAUCAAGAAAAGACAGGCUCGCACAAAGGCCCACAUUGACGUCCUGGCCCUGCUCGCUCAGAGGGAGGCUGAGCUGGAGAGCAGAGAGGAGGGGUGGAAGGCCAGGUGUGGAGCACUGGAGGUGAGCCUGCAGCAGCUGGUUCAGAGAGAGGAGGACUGGAGCAGGAGAGUGGUGGAGGCAGAGCUGGAGGAGAAACUGGCUCAGAAGGAGCUGGAGGAGACAAACAUUAAACACAAUGAGGAGGAAGAACAGGGGUUCGCUACAGCACAACAUCCCUCUUCCUGAUACCCCCAACCCGUUCCCCUUUCCUCCUCCUUACCUUACCCCCCCCUCCAUUCCCUUUUCCCACCCCU
Seriola aureovittata is the source of this 2868-nucleotide messenger RNA. Its product is annotated as coiled-coil domain-containing protein 88B-like. The coding region runs from base 1655 to 2800 and encodes 381 amino acids. The record is from RefSeq and is a predicted model, not a curated record. The transcript has 2 exons. Lineage: Eukaryota; Metazoa; Chordata; Actinopteri; Carangiformes; Carangidae.